This is a messenger RNA of Parnassius mnemosyne (clouded apollo), 792 nucleotides long. Lineage: Eukaryota; Metazoa; Arthropoda; Insecta; Lepidoptera; Papilionidae. The record is from the annotation of a GenBank genome assembly.
AUGGCACCAAUUCCAAAGUGUUAUACGUGCAACAAAAUAAUUACGAAAAAGGCGCCAUGUCUUGAGUGUAGUGUAUGUAAAAAAGUGGUUCAUGCUACUACACCUUGUGCAACUCUAACUACGAAACAGAUAAUCGCGCUACGAGCUCAAGUCAGCUUAGACUGGACAUGUAACGACUGCCUGAAAAAUCGUCCAAGACACAGGUCUUUUAUAGUACCAGAGGAGGAUUCUGAGGAGGAGGAAGGAGUACCAGCCAGCUAUUCACAACCCGUAGCUGAUACCCCAGGAUCCCAAACUACCUUGCAUAAUAUUGAUAUUAAAAAACUACUGAAGGAUAUCUCUAAAGAGGUUGAAAAAACAGUUGCAAAGGCGCUAGAGCCUUUGACUGACAAAAUGGAUGAAAUAUGCGAGAAUAUCGAAGUAUUUCAACAAAGAAUAAUUGAACUAGAAAGGAAAAACGCCUCACUUAUUAAAGCUAACAAAAAUAUGGUAACAAGACUGUGUGCAGUUGAACAGCGAGUCCAUGAACUUGAGCAAGGUCAGUUUAAAAAUCAUGUGGAGAUUUCUGGAUUACCGACCCUAGAAAAUGAAGAUCCUAUUCAAGUUGUGAGAAAUCUAGCAAAAAAGUUAAACGUAGAAGACCCAGGAGUGAUAACUGCCAAACGUGUAGGUAACUACGGAGAAAAAAACAGGACAUAUUCUAGUGAAGCUCAAGAAGGAAAAGCGUUGCUGUUGGCUGCAAAAAGCGCGAACUGUGAAACCAGUACUCGGAGAUCUGAUACCCAAGACUGA